AUGCCUGCCGCUUUAAUAUUGAUGUGGCUACACUCAGCGAAACACACCUUCCCGAUGAAGGAAGUAUACGGCGGCGAGUAUACUUUCUUUUGGAAAGGACUCGCUUUCUCAGAGCCGCGAAGGUCUGUUGUAGGCUUUGCUGUCAAGAACUACCUAGCUACUCAACUAAUAGAAUACGUUGUACACGUCUCGGAUCACAUUACCAAAUUGAGCCUUUACAUGGAACGUGAAAACUAUCUGAAUGUCAUCAGUGCCUAUGCCCCUACGCUAGACAAGUCGGAUGAAAACAAACUCUACGAAGAAACAGGACAAAUUCUACGAAGAAUUGACGCAGUGCAUAGAUCGUAUCUUAGGCUACUUUAA
Molecule: messenger RNA, 363 nt
Organism: Parnassius apollo (apollo)
Lineage: Eukaryota; Metazoa; Arthropoda; Insecta; Lepidoptera; Papilionidae
Source: the annotation of a GenBank genome assembly